AUGGAAAUGAGGACAGGAGUGAGUAUAAAGAUAGAAGAACAAUCAAGAGAACUCAGUGAAAUUCGUAGAGAACCAAAAAAAUAUAGAAAAGAAAUAAGACAGUUAAGACAAAAUAAUGUAACAUUUAGAGAGGAAAACACAAAACUAAAAAAGGUAGUUUUUCAAAUAGAAGAACGGAUUGAAAGUUUGGAAAAAGUAAAAAGGCGUAAAAAUAUAGUUAUACAAGGCCUGAACAUAGAUACAAAUGUCCCAGAGACUCUAAAACAUGAAAUAAAAAAAUUUAUGCAGAUAGAAUUAACAGUCGAUGUUCAAAUCGAGAAGGUUGUGAAGCUGGAAGAAAAAGUCUGUCUGGUUGAUGCUUGA
Diabrotica balteata is the source of this 363-nucleotide messenger RNA. NCBI's taxonomy places the organism in Eukaryota, Metazoa, Arthropoda, Insecta, Coleoptera, Chrysomelidae. The record is from the annotation of a GenBank genome assembly.